Messenger RNA from Spirodela intermedia, 3355 nucleotides. Lineage: Eukaryota; Viridiplantae; Streptophyta; Magnoliopsida; Alismatales; Araceae. The record is from the annotation of a GenBank genome assembly.
AUGAGGGAGCGCGGCGGCCGUGUCGGAUCUCAGGGGAGGCUCCGCCCAUCUCCCCUUCAUCUGCUCCUCCUUCUCUGCGUGCUCACUGUCCUGUUCUUCGUGUUCUCGGCUGCUACCCGGGGAGGAGGUACACCUCCCCCUGAUCACUUGGAGCUCCGUGUGGAUGGCAGUAAGGGGACGGAUGCCUUGGAGGAUUAUGCCGAGGUCGAGGUAUCCCUUCCCCCCGGGGUGGAUGGGGGUGAGGGGACGGAGCCGGCGGCGGCGGAUGAGGACGAGGGCGACGGUAGGGAGCAGCAGCCUGUGGAAGCCGAGAUCGAGGCCGAUGAAGCAGAAGAGAAGGGUACGAGGACUGGGUCUUGCGCCAUCGUUGAGGAGAUGGGGGCGGUCUUCAGACAGGGAUCCGAGAAGGAAAGCCUCAGAGUUCGGAAGUUGAUACAGGAACACUUCCGGCUGAACGGUAUGUCCCUGACCCUCCCUCCCGCGAUUCGAUUCUGUCCGCGGUUUUCCUCGAACGUGAAAGAGCAGAGCGGUAGACCUUCAAACGCCGAUUUUGAGCUCAGAAUAAGGGUCAUCUCACUGCAAUCCAUAUAUACCUCUCUUCGAGCUCCAGACCGAGGAACUCAAAGAAUUUCCCAAAGAGGCAUCACUAAUAAUCCAUGACCCCGGCUCAGCGGGGACCCGCGUCCACUUCUCCCAGAUUACUGGUACCCAGGAGUGGAUUAUGAUCCCGUUUCAUAGGUCAACGAUUUCCAGCAGAAAUCAUGUAGAUCGAAACACUUGCUUUUUUGAUAUCCACAUUGAUUUAAGCUCGCGUUGAUGCAAACCAGGAGCGGCCAGAGUUCGAGCCCUGCCCCCAGAGCAGUAUUGCAGACAGGGUUUUGUGAUAGGAAAGGCAACACGCGCGGGUUUCGGCAAUGAAAUGUACAAGAUCUUAACUGCGGGAGCACUGAGUAUCAUGCUCAACCGAUCCCUGAUCAUCGGGAAAAACAGGCACGCACACUCUUCCUCCGUUGACUUCCCGCCGAUACUUCUUUCUUUGUUGCAUCAUUCGUAGAAUUCAGGCUCUGCAGUGCUAGUAGUAGCGCUUCCAGGCCGACGGCAUUACAUGGAAAAUCGAGUCAUCUCUCAGCUUUUCACUCUCUUCGGAUGCAUUCUUUCCGCAGGGGUUCAUUCCCUUUCGGGGAUUAUCUAUCGUAUUCCAACACAAGCUUCACAUUGGAUGAGGUCAAGAGACUUUGGAGUAAGAAUAAAUGCACGAAGAAGUAUGGGAGACCGCUCACGGUGAGGAUCGAUCAUUUUCUAAAGCCCGCAGAAUCAAACGUCCUGUGCAGCGACUGGACUCUUUGGAAACAACCGGUCAUUUGGUGGGUCUCGUUUUUCUCUUCUUUUCUUUUUUUUUCACCAAAGAUUUAUACCGGUUAUUAGACCCGUAUUACAUGUUCUUCCAGGUUCAUUUAUCUCGUCGGACUGCGCUUUGGUUUUGCUAUUUUGAUGAUAUUACGAGAGAAAGUCUCUCAAAGUUUCAAUUGUCAUUUCGAAAACGCCUGCAGCAGUUAAAAACUGGAGGCCAUCCGUGGCUUCACAGUUUCAUUUUAUUUCUUUAGUCUCGAUCGUCCUCUGUUCCUCGCGAUAUUAAUGCAUGCCCUCUAAUGCCUGUCUGAGAUCCACAGCGAGAUCUUUUCGGGUAAAUGCUCGGUUUCACCUCUGUGCUCUCGUUGGUCGCAUUCUCCAAAUAUUUGUUCAUGGGAAAGUGAUCUCCUUGUGGUUUAUAUUAGAGAGAUCAUGGCAGAAGUUGUGGGUAUGGACCUUGUUGAGAAACCUGAGGACAUCCCGUUGGAAUAUCUCAUGGCAGGUUUGAAGGUACCACGGAUGCCAUUGGGGCCCAGUUCUUCCUGAAGAACAUCCACCCCGGAAUGAAGAACAGGGCUUUAAAUCUGUUCGGGGACCCGGGAGCUGUCCAAUCCCGGCCAAAUGUAUUUGGGGAACUGAUGCGGGCCCUCGUCUCCCCCUCCAGACCCAUUGAAGAAGCUGUACGCUGGGUUCUUCGUGACCGCAAAGAGGUUGACGUGACAUUGCACGCUCGCAUGAUGUCAGGCAGGUACUGUAACGAGCUUGUCUCGGGGCUUUUGAUUUGUUAUUCAUGUCCUUGGGAUGAAAUCGAGCUGUGGAUCAUGAUUUCAGGUCUGUAAGGGCAAUACAGGCGGCUCUAAUGUGCAUCAGAAGAGCCUCGUCGGCUCAUCGGCCACAGAGUGCAAAGCCCCGUGUGGUUCUGGUUUCUGAUACACCGUCGUUCAUCAGGGAUAUCAGUCCAGGCGUGAAGGAAUUCGGCGAGGUAGAAGCCCACACACCCCGUUCUUCCGUUUGAAGACUAUUGAAUCGCAGCUGAAUCAUGCGCGGACGAUAACAUCUUUGAUUGGAUAUGUCCGACAGAUUAUCCACUUCGAUCACAAGGCGUUUGAAAUAAGCGUGCCCAAUGCAAGCUUCAGAGUCCAACAGCAGGUAUUUACGUAUUCUCUUGAUUUCGAGUCUCCCUUCCGUGGAGUUUUUAGCUCGGACGGGGUAAAUCCUUUGAUGAAUCUCCUCACACUGUCAUACCACGCAUGAAAAACCACUAAUUUACAGGAUCUCUGACCAAGGUAUGAUCCAAAAACACAAUGAUUUGCUUGUCGCUGUGCACCUGCCUCAUCACCUUCUUCUCGGUACAUUUAUUUUGUUUGCAUAUUCAGUUGUACAUAUAUUAAGUAGGUGUGAGGAAACUGGUUGCAGUUGGCUUUCAGGGCGAGGGACUGGGGGCCAUCGCCGAGGUGGGUGGCCUUCGUGGACUUCUUCCUUGCGUCGCGCGCCAAGCGCGCGGUCAUUUCUGGAGCCCAUCGUCGCAUCGGCACGACCUACGCGCAGCUCAUCGCGGCGCUUGCCGCCGCCAACCAGCUGGGUAAGCUCCCUUCCUUGGGAUAUCAUGGACGGGCGGCGAUCGAAUUCGAUCCUCAUGUGGGGGCUUCUGGGCGGCGCAGAUGAGGAGGCUUCUACGCCGUCGGGGUUUUCGUUCUUCAGUAGCAUCCACAGCAACCUGCUGGAGCGAGGCCUGGGGAGCCAGGCGGGAUGGGGGCACGCCUGGAACAGGUUCGCCGGGCCGCUGAGCUGUCACAGGCAGCGCCAUCAGUGCGCCGCCACGCCGCUCAUGCCGCCCGCCUGGUGGGACGGCCGCUGGCAGAGCCCCCUCUCUCGCGACGUCCGCCGGCUGAGGGCGUACGGUGUCCAUUUGACGGAAGCCGGCGAAGUCAUCGAGAGCAGUCUUCGGGGACACUGUCGACAUCGGAAGGAGGUAGUCAGAACUUUUCCCAUCUUACACAUAUGA